Molecule: messenger RNA, 3457 nt
Organism: Aspergillus steynii IBT 23096
Lineage: Eukaryota; Fungi; Ascomycota; Eurotiomycetes; Eurotiales; Aspergillaceae
Product: tRNA methyltransferase PPM2
Exons: 6
Coding region: 18-3107 (1029 amino acids)
Biological process (GO): tRNA methylation; wybutosine biosynthetic process
Molecular function (GO): tRNA methyltransferase activity; protein binding
Source: RefSeq, a predicted model, not a curated record
CACUAACCAGCUGCGCCAUGGUCACUGCGAAGAAACCAGCCAUGGUUGGCGUCCCUUCCAAGGCGGAAAAGGAAGCGGACUUGGUGAUGGGAACGAACAAUAGCAGUAUUGUAUCUAAGCGAAGUGUCGAAAUGUCCUACUAUCCCAAGCCGCAUUUUUUCCGGUAUUUCGUUAAAAAGCCGCAGAGGCGCUCGCCUUUGAUUAACCGUGGUUACUGGCUUCGUAUGCACGCGAUGGCAGAGACCGUGCGACAAUUUAUGAGAGAACCCUCGGAUAGACCCAAAUUCGUCUUGAACCUUGGAUGUGGAUUUGAUCCUCUGCCCUUUAUGCUCCUGAGCGCCGAGAAGUCGUUGUGUAGAGAUACAACAUUCGUGGACAUCGAUUAUGAGAAACUCAUGAUCAAUAAGAAAACGGCCCUUCGACAAACAAGCGAGGUUACGGAGCUCCUCGAGGAUGUAGAAUUUCUUCCGGACGAAAGCGAUUUGCAGAUUCGCAGCAAACAGUACAUCGCCAUAGGCUGUGACUUGAAGAAUCUAGCUAAACUGGACCAUGUGCUUAAGACUCAAAUUCUGCCAUCCAAAUGCUCAGUUCUUUUUCUCGCCGAGGUCUCUUUAACAUAUAUGGAUGUCGAGUCCGCGAAUGCGGUGGUCAAUUGGGCUUCGAAAUUAAGCGAUGACUCUCAGUUUUGCAUUUUGGAGCAAUUUUUCCCUGAUGGACCAGACCAUCCGUUCGCAUCGACCAUGAUGAAGCAUUUCAAGAAACUCGGGGCACCGCUUUACUCAAUCAACGAGUACCCGUCAUUAAAUGAGCAAGAACAGCGUUUCAAGAACGCCGGUUGGCUCCAAGCACAUGCGAGAACUCUUUGGGAUUUGUGGUCAGACGACAAAUUCGUUGAUAGCUCCUUGCGGAUGUCAUUGGAUGCAGUCGAGCCAUUCGAUGAGUGGGAAGAGUUUGCUUUAUUCGCAUCACACUAUUUUCUUCUCAUUGCUUCUACAAGACCGCGCGAGACGAAUCAAAACUUGGGAGAGGAACCGGUGGCACAGGCCAGUCUGUCGAGCCAGUAUAAGCUUCUUCCCAAUUGUCCCGCUGGAAGUGGUCAACGGAGAUUCGGGGCUUUGAUACCGGAUGAGGGCUCCUGUAUUGGCCAUCAUUCCGGGUUGGGCCGUCAAACGCGACUUGCAACAACUGAUUUAUACACCAAUUCGACGAAGGUUUCCAACCCCCAAGAGCCUUUCCCUCCUCGAGACGUCUCUGCAAGGAUGUGCCACACUGCUACUGGUCUGAGCAAUGGGGAAUGCUUGAUUGUUGGCGGUCGAACGUCACCCGCGAAGAGUCUCGAGGAUUGUUGGUUAAGACAAGGAAACCAAUGGCGCCAAAUCCAACCCUUGCCAACUGGGCGGUUCAGACAUAGUGCCGUCAAGGUCAGCUUGAAUGCGGAGUGUGUUAUCGUUUAUGGUGGCAAGGCCAGCGACGGCAAAGUGUUAGGUGAUUGGCUGCUUUGGAGCAAUAAUGGGGAAGGAUGGAAGACAGUUGAUUGCAAUCAAUCUUGCCUGAAGCCACGAUUUGGAGCAAGUUUGGGAAGCAUCGAUAGCUCUUCAGGCGUUGUAUUUGGCGGCAUCGGACAAGAUGGAACUGUGCUGGGAGACUUCUGGACUUGGAAGUUACAUGAACGAAGCGACGGGUCCUUGUUUUUGGAGCUCAACGAUCAGACGAAAAGCCUCCAAGAAGCCUCGCCUUUGUUCAAGUACAUCCAUCGAUUUGGGGCCACUGUCAACACAAUUUCAGGGGGCCUAAUGAUUGUCGGGGGUAUAAUUCCAGAGCAAACGGUUCCAUUCGACAAGGAAAUUAUGCUUCUCGACCUAACUCAGGUCUCAAAUUUCCUCAAUAGUCGCCCAUCCUGGAGCUCUAGUGCCUUGUCAGCAAUAGGGCUUGGAGCCGAUUUCGAUGGACCACGACCUCUACUAACAGGUCAUGUAUCGUAUGCCAUUGAUCCCAGUCAGGUUCUAAUUCUAGGAGGCGGAGCAGUGUGCUUCUCUUUCGGAACAUUUUGGACGGAAGGAACUUGGCUCUUGAAGGCCAUAGAUUCGAAAAUCAAGAACGAAUGGACGAUGGUCCCCGAAAUCAUUCAACCGAAUCAAACUGCGCCGAUCUCUCAGCCUUCUGCCCCCCCAAGGGGCGAUUACAAGCCGGAAGAAAAUAUUACGGCGAUUCCUCGCGUUCGAGUGGAGAAUUCCGCGCAGUUCAAGCAGAUACUGGCUGAUAGCAAACCCGUCAUCAUCGAAGGAUCUGAUAUUGGGCCAUGCACUGAUCUUUGGACAAAAGAAUACUUGGCGAAUGCCAUCGGCGAGGACCGUGAAGUGGUGGUCCAUGAAGCCCAGUCCGAAAAUAUGAGCUUCCAAACCAAGAACUUUGCCUACACCACCAAGUCAUUCGGCAAGUUUCUAGACGAGGUGCAUGCCGGUGGUCGCCAAUAUCUUCGAAGCAUCUCUGCUGAGCAACCAACCAAGCUCCCUGCGAACCUAGCUGCUGAUUUCCCAAAUUUGGAAAACGAUUUCCACCUACCAGAGUCACUCGCCGUGGUCACUGAAAAUGCCCACAGCUCUCCUUUGAGGAUCUCGGGGCCCGUUAUCCUGUGGCUCCAUUAUGAUGUGAUGGCAAACGUGCUAUGCCAAGUACGUGGUGAGAAGAGAUUGAUUCUUUUCCCACCACAGGAUGUGCAGCAUUUGUCAGUCCCAGCCGGUGCCUCAAGCUCAACCGUCAACAUAUUCCAAGGCUCGGACAACGGGGCCAUCGCAUCGAUUCCACACACCUCGCCACGUGAGGCGAGACUGAAUCGCGGUGACAUCCUUUUCCUCCCCCCACUCUGGCUUCAUACAGCAUCACCGACCGGCCAAGUCAGCGUCGCGGUGAACGUUUUCUUCCGCAAUCUCUCGAAAGGUUACGCUGCUGGCCGGGAUGUCUACGGCAAUCGCGAUCUGCAAGCCUAUGAGAAAGCCCGGGCUGACCUCCAAAAGAUGGAAAAGUCAUUCGAGGGACUUCCAACGGAUAUGGCUCGGUUCUACCUGCUCAGGCUCGCACAAGAGCUGAAAGAACUUGCCGAAAAAUGACCGAAUCCGAGUUGCUGCAGAAUCGGUGCGAAGCGUGUGAAGUUUGCAAGAGUUUGUUGUCAGCCACCAUUUUGAUGAAGUAUGCUUCCAGGUGGUGUAUCAUCCAAUCAUUUAUUCGAUGGUUGGCAGGUAGUCCGUUACCUGGGCAGAAAGUUGGGCUCGUUUGACCAGCGCACGAGACGAUCAUCCCGGGCUAUGCAAAUAGAUUGCAUGCAUUGUGAAGCCCGACCACUUUAAAACUUACUCCUAUGGAUGAUUGCAGGGUGUUCAGAGAUCUGCAAGCAAAAAAGGGGCCAGCAAAACAUUCCCACACACAUAAGAAAAAUACAUACAUUCAAGGAGAAAGAUAG